AUGUCCACAAACAUUUCUCAAACUCAAUCUUCUACAAUUGCUACACCUAAUCCAUUUCAGAAUGUUAUGAAUCUAAUGCCAAUCAAGCUUGAUGAAACAAACUAUUUGAACUGGAAGCAUCAAACAACACUGAUUUUGAAAACGUUAGGGCUUCUUCAACAUCUUAACAUCAACUGUAAUCCACCAGAAUCUGAGGAAGCUAGAACUGCUUGGGACAAAUCAGAUGCAUAUGUGUCAGCAUUUUUAUCUGCAAAUAUGUCUUCAUCACUGAUUCAUUUGGCUCGAGAUGCUUCUAGAUCUGCAGAAUUAUGGCAGAAACUUGAAGAAUUGUUUACACAACAGGUAUUUGCUAAUCAGAAUUACAUUCGAACACAAUUUCACUGUUUAAAACAAGAAGAUAAGUUAGUGAUUCAAUUCUGUGAUGAAGCAAAGAAUCGGUUCGAUCAAUUGAUUGCCCUAGGGGAUCCAAUUACAGAGCAUAGUCUAAUAUUACAGAUCCUAAACGGUUUACAUUUUGAUUUUCGAAUAUUUGUCACUAACAUUGAGAAUUCUGAUUCAAAACCUACAUUCUCCCAACUCAGAGCUAAGUUGUUGACCUUUGAAUCUCGUUUAAAACAAAAUCAAAGUUCAUACUCUAUUCCAAUAGCUGCUAUGGCAGCCAUGACUGUAUGA
Helianthus annuus (common sunflower) is the source of this 672-nucleotide messenger RNA. RefSeq lists its product as uncharacterized. Lineage: Eukaryota; Viridiplantae; Streptophyta; Magnoliopsida; Asterales; Asteraceae. The transcript has a single exon. The coding region runs from base 1 to 672 and encodes 223 amino acids. The record is from RefSeq and is a predicted model, not a curated record.